Messenger RNA from Dermacentor andersoni, 2313 nucleotides. Its product is annotated as cytochrome P450 3A14-like. Gene Ontology annotation, molecular function: oxidoreductase activity, acting on paired donors, with incorporation or reduction of molecular oxygen; iron ion binding; heme binding. NCBI's taxonomy places the organism in Eukaryota, Metazoa, Arthropoda, Arachnida, Ixodida, Ixodidae. The record is from RefSeq and is a predicted model, not a curated record.
CCGGAAACACGCAGCAAGGACCGCGAUAGCGAAAGGCGAGGAUGGCAAAUAAAGCGCACUCCAAGUAGCAACAUUUGUUUGCGCCCUGUGUGGAUCUGCUCGAGACUGCCAGCAGGAGAAAUGCCACGUCGAUAAGCUUGCGGUAUUGACACCAAGGACAAAACGUGUACCAUGAUCCGCGUGGCAGAGCCGAUGAAUAAAACCAAGAUAAUCCCAACUGGGGCAAAAGUAGGUGGCUUCUCGGCCUAUUCGGGGCAGUGCGUGGUUUCAGAAAGCGGACGGCUUCCCAGCCAGCUAGGAGACUGCGACUAUGGCUCUGUGGCUGACCGUGGCCUUCAUCCUGGUUGUCCUGACACUUCUGAUUCGGUGGCGUAAGAAGAAGUUCUCCUAUUUCAAGGAACUGGGCAUUCCAGGGCCAGAGCCCAACCUGCUGUGGGGGAAUCUCUGGGAGUACCACUCCUUGGGGCUGCACAAAGCGCUGGAUAAGUGGAGCAGGGAAUACGGUGACAUCUGCGGGUUCUACAACGGCGACGUACCUUUUCUGCUCAUCAAGGACCUAGAUUUCCUCGAGUACGCUUACAUCAAAAACUUCCAAAAUUUCACGGCCCGUGGGGUUACGAUGCGAACCGAUCAACAGCAUCCUAUCGUCGGCCAGAUGGUAAUUCAUGUGCGUGGGGACAAGUGGAGGAGAAUGCGUAGCUGCGUCACAUCUGGAUUUACGACCAGCAAGCUUAAACAGAUGGUCCCACACAUCGCCGAGUCAGCGGAGGUGUUCAUGGACAUGCUCGAGCCACACGCCGACACUGAGGAGGAGGUGAACCUGCGUCUCCAAUUCCAAGCGCUUUCUAUGGACUACAUCGGCCAGGCAGCCUUCGGCAUCGAGACGUGCUUCCAGCGUGAAGUUGACGACAUCUUCUUCACGACAGCUCGUCGGGUGCUACCAGGAGUGAUGACGGGGCCUGCCCACAUGAUUGCACAAAGCACGACAACGUUGGGAAAAGCAAUGAAACCUUUCUACUGGUUCCUUGGUCAGUUCGGCUCUCUUACCUUCAAAGUGUUCUCUAAGGAGACCACCAAGAUGAUCGAAAUGCGCAAGACUCAUCCUGAGCUUCGGAAGCCAGACAUCCUUCAAAAUUUAUUAGACGCUGAACUUGAGGACGAAGCACUGAGUGAAGCUGUGACAAAGAGCGGAACGCAGCAAACCGCUGACGGAAUGAAAAAGAGGGUCCGGGCACUUUCACCGAGGGAAGUCAUUAUGAAUGCUACUUUGCUCUUCAUGGGAGGGUUCGAAACGACGUCGAUUUCCAUGUGUUAUCUCACUUUCCUGCUCGCCAAACACCAGGACGUUCAAGAUAGGGUCAGGGAAGAAGUGAAAGAAGCUGUCAGCGAAUCGGGCACACUGGACUACGAGAUGCUUACGAAGAAGCUAAAGUACCUCAUCCAAGUCGUGGAGGAAGGGCUCAGGCUCUACCCACCCGCUGUGGUUGCGACGUCGCGGCAAGCUGAAGAAGACUUCGAGUGGAGGGGCAUGAAGUUCAAGGCAGGCACAUGCAUUAUGUCUCCAACGUUCCAGCUGCACAGAGAUCCCCGCUAUUGGGUUGAUCCUGACACCUUUGAUCCCGAGAGGUUCAGCCCCGAGAAUGAGCCUUCCAUCCACAAGAUGGCGUUUCAACCCUUCGGCGUGGGGCCGCGACACUGCGUGGGUUUUCAGAUGGCCCGCUUGGAGCUGCGCUACACCCUCGCCAGACUUGUCCAGCGCUAUCGGGUCGAACUUGGUGAAUCUCAGAAAGGAGAAAUGAGAAUGGGUGGCUACGCCAUGAUUUCUGCACCAGAAAACGGACCCUGGCUCAAGUUCUACAAGUUGUAAAAAAAUACAGUCAGCAGAACUUUUUUUAAUGAGAAGCCCGGCGCGUUGCACUUGUGUGUAGAAGUGUUUUAUGUAAAAAAAAAUGCAGCAAAAAAAUAGAAGCAAGUAUCAUUUAGCAGGAUCUGAUCAAAGUCAUGCGUCAUCUUAUACUAAAGAUCACGAUAAAAAUACUUCCCAAUGUAUCUAGGGAUCAAAUUGCGGCUGCGGUAGCCGCGUUUCAAUGGAGCAAGAAUACAAAAACACCCGUGUUCCGUGUGUUGGGGGCACGUUAAAGAUCCCCGUGGUGGUCAAAAUUAAUACGGUGUCCCCAUCUACGGUGUGCCUCAUAAUCAAAUUGUGGUUUUGGCGUGUGAAACCCUAGAAGUCAAUUAAACUGUAUCAAGGACGGUUUUGUAUCAAGGAAGGUUUUGUUUUUUACUGUUUAUAUAAAAACCAUGCAUGCUUUA